ACUGAUCAGUGAUUCAAACGGUUAGUCAUCCCACCUGCAACAGUUGGGAAACUAUUAACCAGAUAAGACACCUUUUAAUAAAAGUAGCUAAUCACUAAAACUACUGUGGGCCCCAGAACAUACAGAUAUCGAAGGAACCACAUAUGCCGACAAUACAGCCAAAUUUGCUUGCAAUUCACCAAUUGUAUUCAGCCCCAAAACAGAAUGACUCGACAUACAUAAAACGACACAUAAAUUCAUACAUAUAGCCACACGCCGUCAAUUACUAAAAAAACUACAAGCAUGAGCACUACUCCAACAUCAAUCAAGCUGGAAACCCUCCACUCUACCCAAAAAAUAUACAUGGGUUUCAAACUCGAAUUUUCACACCACACCAAACACCCCAUUUGCACUAGCUGUAACAUAAACCAGACAUUGCAUCACAUCCUCGACAAAUUUCAAAAAAGAAAUAUUAAAUUCAGAACCUAUAAACGACUUCCUUGCCAUUCCCAGUCACUCAAACAUCGAAAAAAUCGCCGAAUUCAUCAAAACUAAAGAAAUGAUAGUCUAAUAAAUUAACCAAAAUCUACAGACGACACAGAGCUGAUGGCCUCGUAAGCCAACGCUCAAACAUACUUUUAGUACUGAUAUUCAUGACAGCCACUAAAUAAUAAUAAUAAACUUACAUUAUGGCUACUUUGCUUGCUGGAAAUAUCGUCUACGGAGGACCAAUUACCUGCACUGAAACACAUUCGUGCAAAUCUUUAGGCCAUUUUGUGCUCGAGAAAUAUAAGAGUUUUGGUAAUCAAACGGUUAUAAUUGAUGCAGUUACUGGCCAGGAGUAUACAGCUAAAUAUAUGUAUGACUCUAUUGUUCGUAUGGCCUAUGUGUUACAACAUUUGGGCGUAAAAAAUGGAGAUGUUGUGGGAUUAUCGAGUGAAAAUAACGUUCGUUUUGCCAUUACCUUAUUUGCUUCAUUCGUGGUGAAUGCUGCAGUGGCGCCCUUAAACGUAACCUACACGGAGCGUGAAGUACAUCACGCCAUCAAUCUAUCUAAGCCAAAGGUUAUAUUUGUUUCAAAUUUAACGGCAGAUCUCAUAGCAAAGGUGGCAAAAAAGAACAGCUUCGUAAAAACAGUUAUUACAUUUGGUACUCGUAGUUCAGAUGAUAAAAUUUUAAAUUUCGAUGACCUUAUGAACAGCAAGGAAAUUAUAUCAGACGAGUACUUUGAAACGCCUGUCGCAAACAAAGAGGAUGAUGUUGCGUUGAUAGUAUGUUCUUCGGGUACUACUGGACUCCCAAAAGGCGUGCAACUAACACAGUACAACAUUCUUACCACACUUGAUGCACAGUUUGAGUCAACCGCUAUUCCUAUGGGCGAGACCACAUUACUAACAGUGAUUCCUUGGUUUCACGCGUUUGGUUGUCUUACACUAAUUACAACAUCGGUUUUGAGAGCAACUCUAGUGUAUCUGCCGAAAUUUGAGGAAAAUCUUUUUCUCGGAGCAAUUGAGAAAUAUCGCAUAGUGAUGGCAUUCAUGGUGCCGCCAUUAAUGGUCUUCUUAGCAAAACACCCACUUGUGGAUAAAUACGAUCUAUCAUCGUUGAUGAUUUUGGUUUGUGGCGCGGCACCACUUAGCAAGGAAACCGAGGAUCAGAUAAAAAAGCGCAUUGGCAUACCCGUUAUUCGACAGGGAUAUGGACUGAGCGAGUCGACUCUAAGUUUGUUGGUUCAAAACGAUAUUGCCUGCAAGCCGGGCAGUGUGGGUGGUCUUAAAACGGGCGUUUAUGCGAAAGUUAUCGAUCCGGAAACAGGAAGAACACUUGGUCCUAAUCAACGUGGGGAAUUGUGCUUUAAGGGCGGUUGCAUUAUGAAGGGCUAUAUUGGUGAUCCAAAGUCUACGCAGUCAGUGAUAAAAGAUGGUUGGCUGCAUACGGGUGACAUCGGUUAUUUCGAUGAUGAUUUUGAAUUUUUCAUUGUGGAUCGAAUUAAGGAGUUAAUUAAGUACAAAGGCUUCCAAGUACCUCCAGCUGAAAUUGAGGCUGUGCUCUUGGCACAUCCGAAAAUUAAGGAUGCGGCUGUUAUUGGAAAACCAGAUGAAGAAGCUGGCGAAUUAGCAAUGGCAUUUGUUGUAAAACAGCCUAAUGUGGAACUAAGUGAAGAUGAAGUGAUAACAUUUGUAGCAGAUCGUGCGUCACCAGCGAAACGUUUACGUGGUGGUGUAAUUUUUGUGGAUGAUAUUCCGAAAAACCCCAGUGGCAAAAUAUUGCGCCGAGUGUUAAGAGAUAUUUUGAAGAAGCGGCUAUCAAAACUAUAA
Molecule: messenger RNA, 2297 nt
Organism: Rhagoletis zephyria (snowberry fruit fly)
Lineage: Eukaryota; Metazoa; Arthropoda; Insecta; Diptera; Tephritidae
Product: 4-coumarate--CoA ligase 1
Molecular function (GO): CoA-ligase activity
Source: RefSeq, a predicted model, not a curated record